Messenger RNA from Colletotrichum lupini, 342 nucleotides. RefSeq lists its product as uncharacterized. Bases 1 to 342 code for a protein of 113 amino acids. Lineage: Eukaryota; Fungi; Ascomycota; Sordariomycetes; Glomerellales; Glomerellaceae. The transcript has 2 exons. The record is from RefSeq and is a predicted model, not a curated record.
AUGGAAAAUCAAAAGGGUCACCAACUGCUCUGGGCCUUGCCGCUGCCGCCUUCGGAUACGGACGCCAGCAUCUCUCCGUGCAGGCUGACCAACAGAGUUGUCGAGUCUUCUCUGUCCUCGACGGUCGAGAUUUUCCUCUUAGCUUCGUUGCAUCGAAGUCUCUCACACCUCCCCUUUUCCACUUGGGAUUUUGAGUUUCUCCCACCACACGGGCCCGGUCUACAGUCAUGGGCAAGUUGUGCCGACAGUUCCAGACGUUUUGCACCAGCCGAUGUGCGUGACAGCUCGACCACGCCCGCCCGGUCGUUCUCGGCAUUCACUCUCUCGGGUCUCCCGGUCUGA